This is a messenger RNA of Botrytis sinoallii, 876 nucleotides long. RefSeq lists its product as uncharacterized. The transcript has a single exon. NCBI's taxonomy places the organism in Eukaryota, Fungi, Ascomycota, Leotiomycetes, Helotiales, Sclerotiniaceae. The record is from RefSeq and is a predicted model, not a curated record. Gene Ontology annotation, cellular component: preribosome, large subunit precursor. Gene Ontology annotation, biological process: maturation of 5.8S rRNA; maturation of LSU-rRNA. The coding region runs from base 1 to 876 and encodes 291 amino acids.
AUGGCAGGAAAUGUUUCGAAGAAGCGUAAGGUGGAGGACGGAAUAAAAGGAAAAACCGGUAGACCUACCAAGAAGUUCAAGAAACAAACAUACUACGAAUCCUCAUCCGACGAAGAAGAAUCCGCAGCAACUCAAGAUUUUCAAGCAGUCAAUUUACAAGAUUCAGACGAAGAGGAGGAAGGACCCAAUGAUGCAAUCACAGGCACUUUAUCCGACGAGGAUGAUGAGCCAGAUCUCAAUGCCGCAGAUAACGAGUUGGAAGAAGAAGUCACCGAUGCCUCAAAUUCCGAUUCAGAAAAUUCAGAUGACGAUUCGGACACAAAUUCAAACCCAAAUUUAAUAAAGGCACGAAAGCGCAAUGAUCCAGAGGCAUUUGCGACAUCUAUGUCCAAGAUUUUGGGAUCCAAGUUAUCAGCGAGUAAAAGAAAUGAUCCGGUUUUGUCGAGAAGUCAGACGGCAAUAGAAGCUAGCAAGGAAAUGACGGAUUUGGCCUUGGAAAAGAAGGCAAAGCAUAAGAUGAGGGAGGAGAAGAAAGCUGCAAUGGAGAAGGGAAGAGUCAAGGACGUUUUAGGUGCCAGUACGGCAUUUGAUGCGAGCAAUGGUUAUGGGAAUGGAGAAAAUGUACCAAGUGUACAGGCAACGAUGGAAUUGGAAAAGCGGUUGAGGAAAACUGCUCAAAGAGGUGUUGUCAAACUCUUUAAUGCUGUUAGAGCAGCCCAAGUUAAAGGCGAGGAGGCAGCCAAGGAAGCGAGACAAAAAGGAGUUGUAGGACAGGGAAGGAGAGAGGAGAAAAUAAACGAGAUGAGCAAGAAAGGAUUUUUGGAUUUGAUUGCAGGUGGAGGUGGACUGAGGAAAGGAGAGAUCGAAGAGGCCUGA